AUGGCUUCCGCUACUAUGAGACCAAGUACACCACCACCUUCCACUUCCCUCAAAACUCCAUCAACACCACGAUUCGGCUACGAUGAUAAUUACGAACCGUAUUCGCCCAGAAAAUCAAGUCGAGUAGCUUCAAGGGCAAUUCGUAACGCGGUUACUCCACCACCUCCAUCUAUUAAACAUAAUAUUCGCAACAGUCUUUCUACUCCGCAAUCAACACCUCGAGUCGCUAGAAAAGUUGUCUUCUCUGGUACACCUCAACAUAUUCACUCGUCGCCGCCUAAAUCUCCUCAAAUUGCGACUAAACGACGCGCACCCAAAUCGUCUACCACAAUUGCCGGCCGACAAGUUUCUGGCGCAUUAAAUCUCGGCAGCACCUCAUCCGCAGCUACAGCUCUCGGUCUCACUCCUAAAGAUAAGAAAAAAGAGCAAAAAAUGGACAACCAUCAACGAUCUGGUGCGAUGGUUCGCGGCGACGGUAUGCUACCAACACCUUCUAAAACCCCACGCCAUCCCAAACAAACGGAGGAAUUGAAGCAAGGAAUUAAUGCGGUUUCACGUACUCUUUUUACCUCGAUCCAUGCCGACAAUUCUGCGGAUGCGAUGCCAAAACCCAAGAAGAAUCGCAAGAGAUACGAUAAUUUUGACUUUGGAAGCUCAUCUGCAGAUGAACCAAUUGCUAUAUUCACCGACUCUGAGGACCGCAUUCCAGAGGUUGACAGCCAUGCCGAUAAUCCUUUCCUUGGUAGUAGCCCUCCACAAAAUACUAGAGGCAGAAGCCGCAAACCCAAGUUGAUUCACGUUCCAGGAGAGGAGGAUCAAACAAUGGAGCAGCUUAUGGGUCGUGAGGAUGGACACGUUUCUAAUUUCCGUGGUAAACUUAUUUUCAAGAAGAAUUCAAACGCAUCCGCAAGUCACAGUCCAACCCGAGGUGCAGGUCGUGCUGAAGUUAUGAUUCUCGAUCAAAGCUUUGCAGGCGAAUUUAAUGGACCUGUUACACGUUCAUGCAGACGUCAAUUGUUCACCAACAAUCGCAGAGCACCCGUCAUUCCACAGGUUCAAGUCUCCACCGAAGACGAAGAGGAAGCUUUGACUGAUAUCGAGGAGAAAUUUGAGACCGAUGCGACAGAGAGUGAUGCUGAACUACGCACUCCAUCCCACAAUCAAGGUCUUAUGACUCCGGAUGCACCAAGAUUUGGACCUUCAUCUUCACCCACUAUCAAAAGAGCUACACGUGCUACAAAGAGAUAUGAUGUUGUCGAUUCGCCAGUAACUCCCCCACGCCGUGGCCGCUCCCACGUUACUAGCCCAUCCAAGUCUUCUGGAAGUGACAACAACUUCGAACGCGCAACCAGAAAGCGAGAUGGAGAAUCUGUUUCGAGACCUACCGAGGAAGUGAAGAGAGCACGCAACUAA
Messenger RNA from Botrytis fragariae, 1413 nucleotides. RefSeq lists its product as uncharacterized. NCBI's taxonomy places the organism in Eukaryota, Fungi, Ascomycota, Leotiomycetes, Helotiales, Sclerotiniaceae. The transcript is spliced from 2 exons. The record is from RefSeq and is a predicted model, not a curated record. Bases 1 to 1413 code for a protein of 470 amino acids.